UCUUACCAGCAAUGAUGAAUUCAUGAUAUCUACGGACAAUACGAAAUAAGUACUUUUAAUAUGUCUGUCUCAACUCUUGCUUCGUUUGAGUACCUGGAAAGGUUACCAGGUACAACUUUUAGACGACUAUAUCAACAACCUUCCACUUCUUUGGCCAUUUUUAGGCGUAUGCUCCCUCAUCUUGCCAAAACCUUUGUAAUGGCACUACUCUAUAUGCCGAAGCCUUUACCUCUCACAGCUCUGGAUCAAUGGGUGCAACCAAAGAGCAAGAGGUCUGGACUCUGGCUUAAGAUAAUGUUACAUGCUAAAUUGUUACAGGCAAAAAGAUCAAGCCCUAUCCUUACUAUCGCGACUGCAUAUUGUCGAUAUUACUGCGCUGAGCCGAGAAGAUCCUCAGACUGUAGCUCUGACUAAAAUUUUUGGAACUUCUCUCCGACUGGCACUUACUGGUGGAGGGAAUCAUCAAUCUUUUGGAGUUCCUUCGUCCGGUCACAUUGCGCCACACGUUGAUAUAGAUUUCUUGGAUGUACAUGCUCGAAUGCAAUGGGAAGGGAUCCUACAUUAUAUGGUCAAUAGCGUUGCAGCAGGCUCGGGGCAGGAAGGAAGUGGGCCGGCAGGUUCAGUUAAGAAACUACUCGAUGCAGGAAAGUUGGUUACAAGAGGGCGAAGUGUGGGUAUCACUCAAGCUGGAUUCUCAUUUUUAUUACAAGAAGCGAAUGCGCAAGUCUGGACUUUACUUCUUUUAUGGAUUGAAAAUGCCGAGAGUAUGGGAAUGGAUUCCGUUGAUGUACUCUCUUUUCUAUUCAUGCUAGGUUCCCUUGAACUCGGACGUGCAUAUAGCACCACGACCCUCACAGAUGCUCAACACAAUAUGCUCGGCAACCUCAUCGACUUCGGGCUGAUUUACCUCCCUCCUUCCGCUCCCACACAAUUCUUUCCAACUCGUCUUGCUACGACCCUCACCUCAGACGCCAGCGCUCUUCGUACCGUAUCGGCCGGCUUCGACGCCGCUUCCAAAUCAGCCGCCAACCAAAAGGGUUUCAUAAUUAUCGAAACUAAUUACCGCUUAUACGCCUACACAAAUUCUCCGCUUCAAAUCGCCGUCCUCUCACUCUUUACCAAACUCAACACUCGAUACCCCAACAUGGUUAGCGGCCGCGUCUCUCGUGAUUCCAUACGCACUGCCAUAUCUCACGGUAUCACUUCUGAUCAAAUAAUUACCUACUUAUCCACCCACGCGCAUCCGCAACUCGUCAAAGCCUCUACUGCAUCUCAUGGAGGACCAGUAUUACCACCUACGGUUGUUGAUCAAAUACGUCUCUGGCAGUUAGAAAAUGAGAGAAUGAAAGCAGUGCCGGGGUUUUUGUUCAAGGAAUUUGACGGGCAAAAGGAGUAUGAAGGGUGUGCGAAAUAUGCCGAAGAAGUAGGAGUAUUGGUUUGGAAGAAUGAUGCGAAGAGGAUGUUUUUCGUAACGAGAGUGGAGCAGUUGAGGGAUUAUAUUAAAGCGAGGAAGAUAAAAUAGGGGCGGAAGGGAGAGGAGUAGAAUUUUGACGUUGGGACAUUGGGGCGAACUUUCGAAUCUAAACUGGCUCAAAGUUGACCCGCUGCGUUUUCAUGGAUAGACUAGUUGGUGAAAGCUGAAAGCAAGUCGACGGGGUGCAUAGCGAGACGACGCAAAGAAAUCGGAGAUGGCUUAAGCGAGAAGAUUUUGAAAUCCAAGGUUUACAUGGAGAAUAAGGAUCAAUAUGGAUUGCAUCAAAGGGAAUGGAGUUAUAACGAAUAGGCUAGGAUAGGAUGCAUAGCGCGGCGCUUCGGGAGUUAA
This is a messenger RNA of Sclerotinia trifoliorum, 1822 nucleotides long. The record is from the annotation of a GenBank genome assembly. Lineage: Eukaryota; Fungi; Ascomycota; Leotiomycetes; Helotiales; Sclerotiniaceae.